CAGACUUUGCUCAUCCCUUCGCCUUUUCGCUACGACCUUGGCCUUUGAAGGGAUUUUCAUCCCUCUUCAACACCUCUUGAAUUGCUUGGACAAAUCGGAAGCAUAGGCAACGGAGGAUUGUGGCGCCGGCCUAGGGUUUUGACCCUUCUCCUGGCCGGCGGCCGCUCUUGCACGCCCUCACGACGGGGACAGAGCGGACUCGCUACGACUCGGCGCUAGCGCUUUACCAUCUGAUACAGAGCAAUCAGUCGAAACAGAUAAAGAUGGGAGCUGCUGCGGCGCCGGUGGGAAUGCGGAACGGGGGCGAAUUGGCCGGUAUAGUGGUUCUGGUGGUGUCUAAUUUGGCGGUGUGUGCCGAGGGUAAGGCAGCUCUGUUGGACGCCCAAGCGGUGGAGACGGUGGUGGGGUGGCUGAGGCACGACAACGAGUUGGAUGACGCCACGCAGGAGAAUUCUCUGUAUUCAAUGACUCAGGGGUGUUUGAAGUUCAAGGGAAUGGCCUGAAACGCCAUACCGGCCAAUAUAGCUUGGGAUCUGAC
Messenger RNA from Cuscuta campestris, 538 nucleotides. NCBI's taxonomy places the organism in Eukaryota, Viridiplantae, Streptophyta, Magnoliopsida, Solanales, Convolvulaceae. The record is from the annotation of a GenBank genome assembly.